Messenger RNA from Antechinus flavipes (yellow-footed antechinus), 1395 nucleotides. Its product is annotated as probable E3 ubiquitin-protein ligase TRIML1. Bases 1 to 1395 code for a protein of 464 amino acids. NCBI's taxonomy places the organism in Eukaryota, Metazoa, Chordata, Mammalia, Dasyuromorphia, Dasyuridae. The transcript has a single exon. Gene Ontology annotation, molecular function: zinc ion binding; protein binding. The record is from RefSeq and is a predicted model, not a curated record.
AUGGCCAUGGCCCAGUUAGCUGAAAACCUCAGAGAAGAGCUGACCUGCUCGAUUUGCAAGGACUACUUCAACUGCCCAGUGACCUUGAGCUGUGGCCAUACCUUUUGCCGCUUCUGCCUCCUCAAGACCUGGGGAGCAGUUGACCAACCUUGCCCUUGUCCCGAGUGCCAAAGAAUCUUCCAGUUGAGAGACUUCGAGUACAAUCAUAAUCUAGAAAAGUUGGCCAACAUGGCCAGGCACAUCAAACCCCACUUGAUGACAAUUAAAGAGGAAAGUACGUUAUGUAGCAGACACCAGGCAGAGCAAAAUCUAUUCUGUGAGGAGGACCAAACUCUCCUUUGUGCAUUUUGCUUUCAAACUCCAGAGCAUAGGAGGCAUACAGUACAAUCUAUAGAAAAGGCUGCAGAGGAUUCUAGGGACAAGCUCCAAAAGGCUUCACAUCUUUGCUGGAAAGAAAUCGAGACAAUUGAGGAAUUGCUGAAUAAAGAGAGAGAGAAAGAGUAUAAUUGGAAGGAAAAGGGCCAAGUUCAGAGGGAAAGUCUGAGGGCUGAAUAUAAAAGAUGCCAUGAAUUGCUGAUUGAAGAAGAGAAGAAUCAUCUUCACUUGGUGACCAGGAAGGAAUAUGAUCAUCUGAAGUAUAUAAGAGAAAAUGGGACCAGACUUUCCAAGUACCUUCAAAGCUUGAGAGAAGCAAUUGUGCUCAUAGAACAAAAUUAUCAGAAACCUGAUAUCCAGCUUCUGCAGGUGGCAGAAAAUAUACAGACCAGGUGUGAAUCACUCUUGGAUUCCUGUCCAGAAACUGUCACCACUCCCAGGAUGUUCUUUUCUUACACUAUGAUGUGUGAUAUGCUGACAAGCUUCAAAGAGAAUGUGACCCUGGAUCCUGAAAGUGCCUGUCCAUAUCUCAUUGUGUCAGAUAAUCGGAAAAGUGUUGUACAUAGAGGCUACCAACAGGCUGUAACUUUCACACCUGACCGAUUUAAAGAGAACAUCAUUUUGGGGACUCAAGUCUUUCAAUCUGGAAUCCACUACUGGGAAGUUAAUGUGGGAGACAGUAGGCAAUGGACAGUUGGUGUAUGUAAGGCAUCAUUGAGGAGAGAUCCUGUCCCCUCUGCUAAGGAUAUAUUCCUUCUUUCAUGUAUUAGGAAUGGAAAUCAAUAUACUAUAAUGACUACUCCUCCCAACUUCACUCAUGAUGUUCAUGGUCCUAUCCUCAGCAUUGGGAUUUUGCUGAACUGUGAUGAAGGGUCUGUCUCAUUUUAUGACACUUUCAAGAAAUGCUUCAUGUAUCAGUUCCCUCACAUCCCCUCCCCUGCACAUCUUCAACCUUUCUUUUCUCCUUGUCCUCCAAUAAGAGAAGAGAUUGGGAUUCCAAUGACCCUCAAGUAUAUUUGA